GCAUAGACGCAAGUCUGCACUCUUCUUAUUUACUGUUAUUUCCAAGAUGACGUCCUUGUUCUGCGUAGCCAUAUUGUCAUUUUAAACGCCUUCUCGAUGGUCUAUGAUACACUACACCAUCCUUUAUUUAGACGCUUUUCUAUCUUGGGCCAUGGCGUUGGCUUCCACUUUCUCCUGUUAUAAAUAACCCAGCUAUAAACAGUCCUGUGUCCUUUUCUUCUUCUGAAUGAUUUCUUUGGAAGCAAUUCCCGGGAGUGGAUUAUUAGGUCGAGGACAUGGAUGUUUUUAUGGCUCUCCAUGCAUGUUGCCACUUUGGCCCUGGCCUCCUUCCUUCCUUCCUUCCGCGGAGGCUCCCUGUACAGCUUGCCGGCUCAGCGGGAUGCUCCAGGAAGGGAAUGUGAGGAAGCUCACUCCGGCUGUGGCUCUGAGGAUGGACUGAGAGAGAUGUCAUGGAGGCCCUUCUGGAGGCCGGAAAGGCCAGCAGAGACAAAUGCCAACGUGGACAGCUCAGCACCCCCGUCGGUGGCCCAGCUGGCCGGGCGGUUUCGGGAGCAGGCGGCUGCAGCCACAGAGACACCAGCCACUAAGCCAACAAGAAGGAAGCCACCCUGCUCCCUCCCCCUGUUCCCCCCCAGGGUAGAGCUGGGCCAGAAUGGUGAGGAGAAAUCACCGCCCAGUGCUGGCCACCCGCCCAAAGUCAAGGUGAAGAGCUCGCCCCUGAUCGAGAAGCUCCAGGCCAAUUUAACCUUCGAUCCAGCGGCUCUGCUGCCCGGGGCCUCGCCCAAGAGUCCUGGACUCAAGGCCAUGGUGUCACCGUUCCACAGCCCCCCGUCCACCCCCAGCAGUCCUGGCGUGCGGCCCCGGCCUAGCGAGACCGAGGAGGUGCCUGUCAGCUUCGACCAGCCACCCGAAGGUAGUCACCUGCCCUGUUACAAUAAGGUGCGGACCAGGGGCUCCAUAAAGAGGCGCCCUCCCUCCAGGCGGUUCCGAAGGUCGCAGUCGGACUGCGGGGAGCUGGGAGAGGUCAGGGCCUCUCAGGAGAACGGCACCMGGGAGGAGAACGGGGAUGACGUCUUCACAGCCAGGAGCAGGGCCCCAGGGGUGCCCCCGGCCAGCCAGGGGCCAGAGGGAGAGGGGGACAGGGGAACCUCAGGAUGCGACGGGAAGCCAGAGGAGAAGGCCAGCACCCYAGGGGAGGCCAAGCAAGGGGAGGCCGGGCAGAAUUCAGAAGCAGCUGGCCAGAGCCCAGCACAGGAGGCCCCAGAAYCUUCCGGAACGGCCAGCCCAGAGCGAGAGGCUGGGCCAGGGGGCCUGGUGCAGGAGGAGGCAACCGGAGAGGAGAAGGAGAGGGCGGAGUCCACGGAGGAGAAGGGGGAGAGCCCUGGAAAUGGAGAGGACCCACCUGGACGCCAGGGCCAAGGUGCUGAGGAGCCAGAGCGYGAAGCUGUCGGGGACGAGGCCCCUCAGCAUCUUCCUGAAGACCUGAAGGACGGCCAUGUCCCUGCACAAGAGCAAGGCCAGGGAAAGCCAGAGGAGCCGGCAGCUCUGCAGCCAGGCUCCAGCCACGCCACACUGGAGGCCAGCAGCAAGGUCCCCACGUGCAUCCCUGAUACCUACCUACUCCAGAACUUGGAAUGUAAAAGGUUCCUAAAAAAUAUUUGUUGAGUGAAUGAAUGAACUUUAAAAGAGGACGACAGCCCCUUCCAGGAYACCAAAAUGUGAAAAGGAGCUCGUGGUCCCUAGUGGCAAAGCUGCUACAGACAUCUCUUUGGAAGUGGCAGCAAAAAUGGCAGCAGCAGCAGCAGCAGCAAAAGAAGCCAUCGCAGAAGCAGAAGAUGCCGUCUGACGCCGGCAGGGGACACAGGAACCCGGACGGCUGUUCCUGGCCUCCAUGCCCAAMGUCCCAGUGGAUGGAGAGUGAAUCCACGGGCAGCAGCUUAUCAGCUUGAGCUUGUGUCAUUUGAUGGACUCUGUCAAUGUGUAAAGCCACUGACUGUGGUGACAGCUCCCCAGGGACAGCCUGGGGACCCUGGGCACCCCCCCCCCUGCAGCCCACCGCCCUUUGAGCCGACUGGGCUGACCUGAUGCUGCCUGUGUACAGUUCAGCCUUUCGCUAGUCUAAGAUCUCUGUGGCUCUCCAAGGUCAGUAAAAGUUAACUUUGGGUGGGUGGAAAYGAAGAAAAUCAUCUUGCUAAAAAUAGAAUUCCUGUAAGUUAUAGAAACUCUUAGACUGUAUCAAAGCCCCAGAGACAGCUUUUCAGCUUCUGCACAGGUGAGCUGCCCGCCGAUUCUGAAAACACUGGGCCCAAAGAGAUACUUACUGAAGCCUUAAAAAGAAAAAAGGUUGGCUUACUCCACCUCUAGAGCGCUCCUGUCCACUUCUCCAGCUGAGACUCCCAGUGGGCGCUGGCUCWGGGCAAGCCUGCUGCCACCAGGAGGGGGCCGGAGGGACUCCACAGACAGCUGGUGGCCAAGCUGGGCCCCUGAGCCACGCUGGCUGACUCCGCCCGCCUGCCUCCCGGACGCUCCCUGCCCAUGCAGACACCCCCCUGCUCCCCUGGCUGGAGCCUCUCUCGGCCCUUCUGCCGGCCCAGGCGGGUCUAUCCUCCGGGUGGCUCGUGUUUAAUACCGCUGGAGAGGACAUGAGGUGCAAGGCCCGGCCACYGCUCCUUGACCCGUGAGGGGAGGGGUCCCUCGUGUGCCUGGGGUCUUCUCUGGCUUGGCAUCGAGUGCCUCAGCAGCUGCUGUGGCAGUGGGAGCCCGUCAGGCCACUCGGCCCUGACGUCACAACAGUGCCAGACAGAAAGGCCUUGUGUCUCCGGGGUACCUCAGGUUUCUCAUCCCACUUAGUCUUUCUAAACCCAGCACAGUGUUCACAUUUGAGAUUCUCAUGUAUUUUUUUCAAAUUGUUUUAAAAUAGUUUGUGACUUUGUAACGAACUUGAAACCCGGUUGGGACGAUACUGCGGUUGCUAUGAUAAACUCUAGAUUUUAA
Molecule: messenger RNA, 2994 nt
Organism: Urocitellus parryii (Arctic ground squirrel)
Lineage: Eukaryota; Metazoa; Chordata; Mammalia; Rodentia; Sciuridae
Gene: Rcsd1
Product: RCSD domain containing 1
Biological process (GO): retrograde transport, endosome to Golgi; skeletal muscle contraction; protein localization to endosome
Cellular component (GO): WASH complex; early endosome
Molecular function (GO): phosphatidylinositol phosphate binding; actin filament binding; retromer complex binding
Source: RefSeq, a predicted model, not a curated record